GUGUUACUGUUUAUUCGUCGUUCGUGUUUGGUGCUAAUAGUACAGCUUUAUUUACUGGAAUUCUUAUUAUUUAAAAAAUAAAAAUUAAUACAACAUGCAUUUUAAGAACGCCAUUAUUGUCUGCGCGGUGUAUUUCUUAACGUCGGCAUGGAGCAUCGGACUUAACAGUGAUCAAUUGAUACAGGCAAAUAAACGGUUUGAAACUGACAAUAAGUGUAAGAAUGGAAUUUGCGAGGAGGAAUUCAAAAAAUUCGUGACAGAAUACUUUGGAAUAGCAUGGAAACGUCCUCAACAUUUAGGAUACAAUUCGACUGAUUCCGAUUGUAUGAAUGUAUGUCGUUUAUUGAAGAAGUUGGCGACAAAAGACAAAAGCUCCGACAAACUCAAGGAUAAAAUACUCACGCCAUUAGAAGUAAAAUUGUACGUGGAUGAGUUCAUGAAAGUCGCCCGAUCUCAUGAACAACCGGGAUAUCUUACUCUGCGACAGCUAUCAGAAGUAUUUAAUUAUUGGAAACCGAUGAAUGAUACAUUGAAACAAAAAUCAGAACAUCUUAAAAGCGGAAAAGGCGAAGGCUAUGUAUUGUACGUGGCGGAGUUCUUGUUGAUCAUGUUGGAUAUUAAACAACCAGGCAAAGGUCUGACCAUAGCACAAAUAAAAAAGUUUGGUAUUUUGUACGAUGCACAUAAGACUUCUCAUAGCAUUAAUCCUAAGGAAAGUGAAAAAGUGUUCAAUGAUCUUGGUAUAACCGUAAACGACGAAUUGAAAUCGCUAUUUAAACCGGAUAAACCCGUUGGAAUAUUGUUGAUGGAUUUAAUCAUGGCUGCGGCAGAACGCAAAGAGAUGUUAAUGGAGAAUGAUUUGAGAGUGAUAAGUCCAAGCGAGGUUAUGUAUGCCAGAAACGACUUUAACGAAUAUGACGUUAGUAAAGACGGUGAACUGUCUCCUAAGGAGUAUGCCGAGUUCAAGGAAUACUUAAACCUUAUUUCAAAAUCAACGGGACAGUCGUCAGUUCUUAUUGAAGAAAGGCGACUUAAUUUAGAGAAUUUCGAUGGUAUUGAAAAAGUAAACUUUGCGGAAUUCUUGGAAACAGUAUUGAUUGUUGAAAAACAUGAUAGCGCAGAAGACUCUAUGUCAUCAGGUGAUGGUUCCUGUAGUGAUGAAUCGCAGUAAUAAACAAUAUUAUUUGGACAAUAUUCAAUAACC
Molecule: messenger RNA, 1204 nt
Organism: Adelges cooleyi (spruce gall adelgid)
Lineage: Eukaryota; Metazoa; Arthropoda; Insecta; Hemiptera; Adelgidae
Exons: 9
Coding region: 95-1171 (358 amino acids)
Molecular function (GO): calcium ion binding
Source: RefSeq, a predicted model, not a curated record